Messenger RNA from Dichomitus squalens LYAD-421 SS1, 333 nucleotides. RefSeq lists its product as uncharacterized. The transcript has a single exon. Lineage: Eukaryota; Fungi; Basidiomycota; Agaricomycetes; Polyporales; Polyporaceae. The record is from RefSeq and is a predicted model, not a curated record. The annotation marks the transcript as partial.
CUCUUCCGGCAUGAAGACUUCCGACGUCUUCUUGUUGCGCUGGUUGUCGACAAGGCGCACGUCAUUGCACAAUGGUCCGAGACAUUCCGCCGCGACUACGGUGAGCUCUCGCAGUUGCGCAUCUUAACGGGGACAGACAUACCAUGGGGGCUGGUCUCAGCAAUGUUUCCGACCCAGGUCUUCAAUCUAUGCUUCAAGUCAGUUUGUAUGGGCGAAAACCGACCUUUCUGGGGACUCGAUCUGGGGACCGAUCGACCAAACCUCUUGCAAAUCAUACGCUGGAUGAACUAUUCGUAUGGCUCUAUGUCAGUGUCGCGGCGACUAGGCGUGUAG